AUGGACAGUCUAUCAGACAUGCACGGCGGGAAAUCGCUAACUGGAGAUCGUUCGCUACUUCUGGAACUUCCCCGCGAGUUGCGCGACAUCAUCAUAGACUAUGUAGUCUGUUCCCUGAAUAUCCCACCGCCAGCGGUACGCCACGAUCCACAAACAUCUCACAGCUUGCUAGAGAAUGUUAUCAUACCACCAUUACGGGCGAUCCUGUAUCCUCUACUCUACACUAGUUGCCAACUACGUGCCGAAACCUUGCAGCGUAUCGAGAAGACAGAUGCACCGAUCGUAUUAGACUUGCUUCUCCUGGAAGACGGCCAUGGCCAGUGUACGUGGCUAAACGGACCUUCUAAACUAGGACACCUGAACAAGAUUAAUAUGGAAGUCCGAAUUAGAACACGCCCUGUAAGCAGAGAGCUCUUUCGUGCGCGCCUGGAAAAGGAAAUAGAACCCUUUUCAGGGUUUACAUCCACGAGACACCGACAAAGGAUGCAUAGUAUCGAGAGCCACGUACAAUACCUCAUAGAAUCGACGAUCCGUACAGCCGUACUGGGUAUCCUGUUCGACGACGGGCUCAAUGUUGAAGAACGACACAACUGCGUCAGCGAGAUGGCAGACACUUACCAACCCGUCAACUCGAUCGCGAAACUAAGGACCAGGAUUAACUUCGCGGUCGACGAGAAUGGCAAUGAGAUGCGGAUCCCUGACGAACAAAACUCACGACAUUGGUUCCAGCCCAACUCUCUCCCUCAGGUUUUCACGGCGAUAAUAGCAAACAACCUGUACCACCAGUUUCUCGAUCAUGGUCUAUUGUGGAGGGCGGCACGCUAUGGAAAAUUCGAGCUUAUAUGUAGACCACUGCUUACCCACACGGGAAAGAUGUCGAUUUACUGCGGUGAUGACAAUAUCUGUAGCCGUGGUUGGGAUGUUGGCGAGGCUUUAAGAAACAACUUUACUGUAGUGGAUGACGACGAUCUAGCUAGGAAAGAUCAGACAGAGGCCCUGAGAAAGGAACUUGGCUGGGAGGACUUUGAGAAUGGGUGGUAG
Messenger RNA from Cucurbitaria berberidis CBS 394.84, 1041 nucleotides. RefSeq lists its product as uncharacterized. The coding region runs from base 1 to 1041 and encodes 346 amino acids. NCBI's taxonomy places the organism in Eukaryota, Fungi, Ascomycota, Dothideomycetes, Pleosporales, Cucurbitariaceae. The record is from RefSeq and is a predicted model, not a curated record. The transcript has a single exon.